AGAGAUCGAGCGCAGUACUGGCGAAAAUGCAGCAGAAGGAGUGUGUUUUUCUGGAUCGGAGCAAUCAUUCCCAGCUGGUUACAACGACGCCAUCAACCGCUCGUCCAGUGCUUUUCCUGCUCCUGGGCAUUGGGAUUGGCUAUCUAAUCACCCAGGUGCUUGUGUGGCCCAUAAUGGAACUCAAAUCGCACACGAAUCGCACGGCAAGAUGGACUGAACUGGACAUUGACUUGACCGAAGAGGUGCGAGUCCUGUGCUAUGUGUACACACAGCCCACUAAUCACAAGACGCAGGCCAAAGCCGUUUGGGAAACUUGGGGCAGGAGGUGCAACAAGCUGAUCUUCUUUAGCAGCCGCACUGAUGUCAAUCUAUCGGAAACUGUGGCCCUGCCCGUUAGUCCCAACUACCGGGAAUCUUGGCUGAAAACGAAGAUGGCCCUGAAGUACCUGCAUGAGCACCACCUCAACGAAGCCGAUUGGUUUCUGGAGGCCGACGACGAGACGUUCGUGGUAAUGGAGAACCUGCGAUACAUGGUCUAUCCCUACAGUCCACAGUUGGCCAUCUACUUCGGCUCACCGGGCACUGUGAUGAGUCGUGCUGCACUGCGCCGCUUAGUGGAGGUAUCCCUGCCCAAUCCUGCCAAGUGCGAGCCAAGGGAUGAGGGUGCCACCGCAGGCAAGUUGAGGGAGUGCCUCGAGAAUGUGAAUGUGCGGGCGGGCAGCACCUACGACUCCAAGGGACGCAGGCGCAUGCAUCUCAUCGAGCCGCAGGCCAGAUCCAAUCUGUUUCUGCGCUAUGACCCAAACUCCUGGUUCUGGAAGUUCCUCAUCUACAGAACGCAAGAUGGAAUUUUCGCUUGGUCCAACUAUGCGGUUUCGUUUCAUUACGUUCAUCAUCACUAUAUCCACUGUUUCGAGUAUAUGAUCUACAGACUAAGGAGUUUUGGUCGAAAACAGAUUGAAGAAUCACUGCCAGCUAAGUUUUAUACCGCCGACGAGGAAGUGACAGGAGCACAUCCUAUGGGUGCUGAGCCAGAAGUUCCAGCUGACUACGCUUAUUAAGAGAUAAUGCUUCUCCUUUAACAUAAUAAUAAAACAAAAUCCAAGUUUUUAAUUGGUA
Molecule: messenger RNA, 1119 nt
Organism: Drosophila yakuba
Lineage: Eukaryota; Metazoa; Arthropoda; Insecta; Diptera; Drosophilidae
Product: glycoprotein-N-acetylgalactosamine 3-beta-galactosyltransferase 1
Exons: 2
Coding region: 27-1061 (344 amino acids)
Cellular component (GO): membrane
Molecular function (GO): N-acetylgalactosaminide beta-1,3-galactosyltransferase activity
Source: RefSeq, a predicted model, not a curated record